This is a messenger RNA of Magallana angulata, 2245 nucleotides long. RefSeq names its product tropomyosin. Gene Ontology annotation, cellular component: actin filament. NCBI's taxonomy places the organism in Eukaryota, Metazoa, Mollusca, Bivalvia, Ostreida, Ostreidae. The transcript is spliced from 10 exons. Bases 159 to 1013 code for a protein of 284 amino acids. Gene Ontology annotation, molecular function: actin filament binding. Gene Ontology annotation, biological process: muscle contraction; actin filament organization. The record is from RefSeq and is a predicted model, not a curated record.
GUUUACUUCAGUGUAGCCCUUUCGAGAUUGAGGGAGCUGUUGAGUUAGCGGUUUCUCGUCGUCUGCAGUUGAAGUCUUCCCCGUUCAUUCCUUUCUGCUUUUGAUAUUCCUUUAUUUUGUUGUAGUUUAUUUGUAAGGACCACAUUUAACAAACAGCCAUGGACAGCAUCAAGAAGAAGAUGAUCGCCAUGAAAAUGGAGAAAGAGAACGCUCAGGACCGUGCUGAGCAGCUGGAACAGCAGCUAAGGGAUACGGAAGAGCAGAAAGCGAAGAUAGAGGAAGAUCUCACAUCAUUGCAGAAAAAGCACUCCAACUUAGAGAAUGAGUUCGAUACAGUGAACGAGAAAUACCAGGAAUGCCAAACCAAAAUGGAGGAGGCAGAAAAGACCGCUUCAGAGGCGGAACAAGAGAUCCAGAGUUUGAACCGCAGGAUCCAGCUCCUAGAGGAAGACAUGGAGAGGUCGGAGGAGCGGCUCCAGACCGCCACCGAGAAGUUGGAGGAGGCUUCCAAAGCCGCAGACGAGAGCGAGAGAGGUCGUCGAACACUUGAGAGCAGAAAUCGAACGGAUGAAUCUCGAAUGGAUGACAUGGAAGGGAAACUGCGACAACUGACAGAAGUCGCGGAAACGUCAGAGAACCGAUACACAGAGGCUGCACGAAAAUUAUGUGUACUAGAAGGCGAAUUAGAACGAGCUGAAGAACGCUAUGAAUUAGCUGAAAGCAAGGUUAAAACCCUAGAAGAUGAAUUGCAUGUAGCCACAAAUAGCCUUAAAGCUUUAGAAAUAUCUGAUGAAAAGGCUUCACAAAGAGAAGACAGCUACGAAGAAACCAUUAGAGAUCUUACACAGAGGCUGAAGGAUAGCCAGAAUAGAGCUGAGGUUGCAGAAAGGCAGGUAUACACUCUCCAACUGGAGAACGACAAAUUGUCAGAUGACUUAGAACAGGAAAGGAAACACAAGCUGGAACUACAAGCCGAGAUGGAGGCCACGCUCCAGGAUCUGAGUAACUUGUAGAACCAGGGCUAGUUUUAGAUGAUCUACACAAUUUUUGUACAGAUGAACUGCUUGCAGAAAAGGAGCGAUACAAAGCCAUUAGUGACGAGCUGGAUCAGACUUUUGCCGAGCUGGCAGGAUAUUAAUUUUUCCUCUCUCCCUCACCUCUGUCAAAGGCCAACACGAGACGGAAGGACUUUUUUCACAGCUGGCACGGUCACUGUUGUAAAUGGACAUUUUAUUAUGUUUCAUCUGUAUAAUGGUGUUAGAGAUAUAAACAAAAUGUGGACGGAGAUUUUUUUUCUUUAUGAAUGAUCAAAUAUUUAAUUAUAUUUCAUGACGUGUUCUGAUGAACAAACUUUCUAAAUUAAAAAAAAUGAUAAAACUUCUGAGGGUGGACUUGAAUCUUUCUGAAUCAUCACUUGUUAUUUUGUGUUGUAUGUUUCCAUGCUAUGUUAAAAUUAGGCAAGGUUACUGGUUCAGAUGGUAUAUAUAUAUUUAUAUAUAUGUUUAUAUGUGAUACAUAUUUAUACUGUAUUAUAACACGAUUCAGUUUUUGGAAUCUGCAUUGGACUGCCAGACUUAGAUAGAGCCACCAUUAGGGCUGUAAUCCUCUUACAGUAACCGGGUUUUGUUUUAACAUACCGCCGGGGUCGGGGGGUGGGGGGAGGGCUACUAUGCGGUCAGUGGUGGAAAUUUUAGUGCCAUCGAAAUGGCAGUUUCCUUAUGCAUAUCGACUGUAAUUCAGGGGGAGAUCGUCAAAGAUAUAGAAAACAAUAAAUCACAAAAAGUCCAAUCCAUUGUAAGCAUGGCAAUAUCCAGCUAAUGUUUCUGUCGGCCAUUUUGAUGCUAAAAUUUCCACUCCUGUCUACAAAAGGACUUGUGUAUAUGAUAGCCAAUGUGAUUGUGUAGUCUGAGUACACGGUGGCUACCUAUUACAGGGGCUCUAUUUCCAUCUAAUAGGUGUAUGUCACAUAAAUUUGUAAUAUUUUCCUUGCAUUAAAUUCUUUACUUUAUGAAAUUUUAUACCGAACUUGUUUAUCUUUUUAUCAUAGUACACAGUUGUCAUAUUUUUACUAGCCAUUUGAACGUUAGAUUUCUAUAGACUGUACUAAUAUAUUGGAUUUGUUACACCAGUAGACAGGGGAGGGAACCCUCCGCUGGUCACGUGAUAUCCGCUUUUCUCUACUGCUUUGAGUCUAUUGUCCCUGGAUAUUGCCUUAACCAAAAUAAAAUUGUACUUGCUUACCAUA